Mesorhabditis belari is the source of this 1176-nucleotide messenger RNA. The record is from the annotation of a GenBank genome assembly. Lineage: Eukaryota; Metazoa; Nematoda; Chromadorea; Rhabditida; Rhabditidae.
AUGAUCCGUCAACUGGGGAUUUUCCUCGUCAUUAGCGUGGCCUCUGUGCAUGCCGUCACAAAUUGUACCACCUGUCCAGCUGGCGGUGUCUGUGGAAACUACUCUCGAUCGGAACCUUGUGGAGACUCGCCUUGCCCUUUUCCGAGGGACACCUGCAAGAGUCCGUAUGUAAAGUAUCCGAAUCAAGUGCUGAAGAGAUACGUCUGUGGAAACAUCACAAAUAGUCCUGAAACUGGUGACUACGUGGCCCCAAAUUGUACAGUCAAUAACCAAGCUAGUUUUACUUUAAUUUGCGCUACUUUUUACAAUCCAUUUAGUGGAGCAUCUUCUCAAAUGAUUGCUUGUCCAACGACCCCUUGUGAUGGCUCAACUUGUUGCAAUAACGAAACCCUCGUCAUCAACGUUUCGACAAACCAAACUCAAUGUGGGCAACAACUGCCCCCAGAUCCCGUCUAUGCAUUGCCAGCCUGUCCAACGACAACCAUUGCUCCGACUACGACUACAAAAAAGACAACGACCAAAACGACGACCAAACCAACAACGAAAGCCACCACAAAGAAAACUACGAUAAAAACCACUGCCAAGACAACCAUUAAAACCACAAAAAAAGCAACAACGACUACUAAGAAAACCACUACGACUUCGACAACCACUACCACGACCACUACCACGACUACUACAACGACAACUACAACGACAACAACGACAACAACGACAACAACGACAACAACGACAACAACGACAACAACGACAACAGAGCUCGACACAACAGAAGCCCCGACCACCUCGACGACAACAGUCCCACCCACAACGAAAAAAGCAUGCAAUCCGAAUGUGACAAGAGCUUGCCAACAGUGUGGCAGCCUGCCGGCCUUCUUUAAGCCGAAUCCUCUGGCUCCAUAUCCGGUUGGACAAAUGACCUACACCUACUCCAUCAAUGUCACUAACUGUUGCAUGGUGGCCGAUUGGGAUUGCUCGCGAAAUCCAGGAGAUAAUAUGGGCUUUCAAGUGAAUGAUGGGUCUGGAGCCGUUGCACAAGCACAACAAUGUCCAAAUGUGGACUCGACGAAAAAACCGGAAAUGUUUCCGUUUCUUUGCGGGAAUGAUAAAGUCUGGCGCUUUCAUGGGCACACCUUCACCAAUUUUGCGUGUUAUGUUCUUGGAACGGGCGCCUGU